Daldinia childiae is the source of this 1014-nucleotide messenger RNA. Its product is annotated as Thioredoxin reductase. Bases 1 to 1014 code for a protein of 337 amino acids. NCBI's taxonomy places the organism in Eukaryota, Fungi, Ascomycota, Sordariomycetes, Xylariales, Hypoxylaceae. The record is from RefSeq and is a predicted model, not a curated record. Gene Ontology annotation, molecular function: oxidoreductase activity. The transcript is spliced from 2 exons.
AUGCCACCUCACGCGAAAACCCCUACUCCCGAUCUCGUUGACGUCCUUAUCAUUGGCGGAGGGCCUGCUGGGCUAACUUCAGCGGUCGCUGUUGCUCGCAAUGUGCAUACAGCCAUCGUGUUCGACUCGAACUCGUAUCGGAACGAGCGUACCGCGCACUUUCACAUGCUGCCUACUUGGGAUGGCAAGAAUCCCAUAGCGUUCCGCGACGCAGCUAGAGUCAACACGCUUGAAGGUUACGAGACAAUCUUCUACGAGGAUUUGAAGAUCGAGAAGGCUAAGAAGAAUGACGAUGGGUUGUUUGAAGUCACUGACGAGAAUGGUAAGGUUUGGAAGGGUCGAAGCUUGGUUCUCGCAAGUGGUAUUAUCGAUGUGCCUCUAGACAUACCCGGUUUCGACGAGUGUUGGGGACGAAGCAUCUACCACUGCCUAUUUUGCCAUGGUUAUGAGCAGCGUGGAAGCGAAUCUUCUGGUAUUCUAGCCAUCAACGAUGUCGCACCGAUUCCCAUCGCCCUUCACGUCUCCCGCAACGCAUCUCGGUUCACUAAAUACGUCACCAUCUACACGAAUGGCGAUACCUCCAAGACCGAUGACUUUAAGGCAGCAAUUGGCCCAACUGCGCCUUUUACUAUCGACAGUCGCCGGAUUACCAAGUUUGCUCUCGGCCCGAACCAGCUCGGCAUCACAAUCACUUUCGAAGAUGGUACUACUAAGGAUGAAGCGUUCCUCGGCCACAAACCCUUGAGCAAACUGAAGAGCGACUUUUUAGCUAAGCAGUUAGGCCUCGAGAUUACACCACAGGGUGAUUUAAAGGUAAACCCACCGUUUGGUGAGACGAGCUUGUCAGGCUGCUUUGCCGCCGGAGAUAACUCGUCUUUCUUGAAGACGACUCCGAACGCGGUCAACACUGGAGCGAAUAGCGCUGCGGGAGUGGCUAGUCACGUUCAGGCCGCGAUGUACGGACAGAAGAGCCUGAGCGAGGCAAUGCAGGCAAUGCAGAAGAAGCCUGCUUAG